AUGCAGUAUUUCCUAAGACUCUCCCGAAAAGUAGGGCUAGGAAUAUAUACCGAUGUCACAUCAAGAAUACCUUACUAUGCUCAAGAUUUCAAAGAUGCUUGGAACUAUAGAGUCAUCCCACUGACAAUCUUUGUGUUCUUCACCAACUUGUUACCAGCUAUUGCCUUUGCCCAAGAUAUGUUUGAUAGAACCAACAAUGCGUAUGGAGUCAACGAGAUCUUAUUUUCCAGUGCAUUGGCUGGAGUAGUCUUUGGGUUAUUUCUGGGUCAACCACUUUGUAUAGUUGGAGUCACAGGACCUAUUGCUAUUUUUUCAUAUACUGUGUAUGAUUUGAUUAAGGAUAGAGGGACUCCUUAUUUCCCCUUUAUGUGUUGGAUAUAUCUUUGGUCAAUGAUAAUGCAUUUGGUGAUGGCCCUUUUGAAUUGGGUCUCAUACUUAAGUUUUAUUACCAACUUCUCGUGUGAUGUGUUUGGAUUCUUUAUUAAUUUUGUCUAUUUACAAAAGGGAGUUCAGAUUCUCAGUCGUCAGUUUGAACACUCUGUUGCUGGUGGGUUCUGUUCUGUCAUGCUUAGUAUCUUGAUGGUUGUCUUUGGUGUUGGUUCCCAGGUGUUUGGCAGUCAAUUACAUUAUUUCAAUCAUCAUGUUCGUAAAGUGUUUGUGGAUUACGGUGUCCCCAUGUCUGUGAUCUUCUUUAGUGGAUUUAUGCAUUUUGGUGGGUACUUAAACAAUGUUGAUUUGCAACGACUUCCUAUUACCACAGCUUUCGAACCAACAGCGGGUAAAGACCCUCUGGUCCGUCCUCAUGGUUGGUUUAUUCAUUUCUGGCCAAAUACAAAUAUCUCUUGGGGUGACGUGUUUCUUGCCAUCCCCUUUGGGGUAUUAUUGACCAUCUUGUUUUAUUUUGAUCAUAAUGUCCUGUCCUUGAUGUGUCAGGCAAAACGAUACCCUUUGAAGAAACCUUCAUCGUUUCAUUACGAUUUUGCUCUCUUAGGGAUCACCACUGGUAUUGCCGGGUUAUUGGGGUUUCCUGCCCCUAAUGGAUUGAUUCCUCAAGCUCCAUUACACACUGAAUCUCUUUUGGUCCAUGAUAGACACGGAAGAGUUAAGGAGGUGGUGGAACAGAGAUUAACAAAUACUCUACAAGGAGUGGCUACUUUUAUAUUUAUGACCAAACCUUUCCUACACGUUUUAGGACUUAUACCUCAAGCCAUUUUAGCAGGGUUAUUCUUUACUAUGGGUAUAAAUGGAUUAGAUUCCAAUAUUGUUGUUGAUCGAAUAAGGUUCCAUUUUCUUGAUCCACGGUACAUUGAACUGGAUUCAUGUCCUGUCAAGUUCAAACAAAUGGCUCAGAUUGGAUCCAAGAAAUGGCCUAUGGUUUAUACGGUACUCCAGGUGAUUGCUGGGAUGUGCGAGUUUGUGAUAACGUUGACCAAGGCUGCGAUUGGGUUCCCAGCGGUGUUGAUCUUCUAUGCCAUCUGUGCCAAAUGGGUUUGGCCCAAGUUCAUCCCGAAAGAAUACUUGACUCAAUUGGAUGGUGAAGUGGCUGAUGAGGUCAUCAUUAGAAACUUGCAAUUGAUUCGGGACGACGAUACGCAAUCGGACUUGGAAGACGGUGAUGCUUCCCAGAAAGAAGAGUAA
Lizanozyma spartinae is the source of this 1638-nucleotide messenger RNA. RefSeq lists its product as uncharacterized. Gene Ontology annotation, biological process: monoatomic ion homeostasis; monoatomic anion transport; borate transport. Bases 1 to 1638 code for a protein of 545 amino acids. Gene Ontology annotation, cellular component: fungal-type vacuole; plasma membrane. The transcript has a single exon. The record is from RefSeq and is a predicted model, not a curated record. Gene Ontology annotation, molecular function: solute:inorganic anion antiporter activity; borate efflux transmembrane transporter activity. Lineage: Eukaryota; Fungi; Ascomycota; Pichiomycetes; Serinales; Debaryomycetaceae.